UGGCGGCGGCGGCGGCGGCGGCGGCGGGACGCGGCGGUGGCGGCGGCGGCGCUGUGCGUGAUUACUGACAGGCACCAGCUGCUGCGCCGCCCGCCGCCCGGACGCGCUAUGUGGCCGCUCCGAGCGAGGGCUAGAUUCCAGACUAAUCCCGGAGGGCUGGCCCAGCCCGAGCUGCCCGGGCUGCGAGGAAGCGAUGACCACUCCUGUUAGCCCAAGUUGAAGGCAGCCCGGCUGCGCGCGGGAGCCCGGGAGGCCGCGCUCUUCGGAAGACGCUCGGGAGAGGAACAUGAACUGAAGAGUCAACAUGUAUGGGAAUUAUUCUCACUUCAUGAAGUUUCCCACAGGCUUUGGCGGCUCCCCUGGCCACUCCAGCUCCACGUCCAUGAGCCCAUCGGCAGCCCUGUCCACAGGGAAGCCAAUGGACAGCCACCCCAGCUACACGGACACCCCCGUGAGUGCCCCACGGACUCUGAGUGCAGUGGGGCCCCCCCUCAACGCCCUGGGUUCUCCAUAUCGAGUCAUCACAUCUGCCAUGGGCCCGCCGUCGGGAGCGCUGGCAGCGCCCCCAGGAAUCAAUCUGGUCGUCCCACCCAGCUCCCAGCUAAAUGAGGUCAACAGUGUCAGCAUUUCAGAGGACAUCAAGCCCUUACCAGGGCUUCCUGGGAUUGGAAACAUGAACUACCCAUCAACCAGCCCCGGAUCUCUGGUGAAACACAUCUGUGCCAUCUGUGGGGACAGAUCCUCAGGAAAGCACUACGGCGUGUACAGUUGUGAAGGCUGCAAAGGCUUCUUCAAGAGAACCAUAAGGAAAGACCUUGUGUACACCUGCCGUGAUAAUAAAGACUGCCUCAUUGACAAGCGUCAAAGGAACCGGUGUCAGUACUGUCGCUACCAGAAGUGCCUGGUGAUGGGCAUGAAGAGGGAAGCUGUGCAAGAAGAAAGGCAGAGGAGCCGGGAGCGGGCCGAGAGUGAGGCAGAAUGUGCCAGUAGUGGCCAUGAUGAUAUGCCUGUGGAGAGGAUUCUAGAAGCUGAACUUGCUGUCGAACCAAAGACAGAAUCCUACGGUGAUAUGAACAUGGAGAACUCGACGAAUGACCCUGUUACCAACAUAUGCCAUGCUGCUGAUAAGCAGCUUUUCACUCUUGUUGAAUGGGCCAAGCGCAUCCCCCACUUCUCUGACCUCACCUUGGAGGACCAGGUCAUUCUGCUCCGGGCAGGGUGGAAUGAGCUGCUGAUUGCCUCCUUCUCCCACCGCUCCGUCUCCGUGCAGGAUGGCAUUCUCCUGGCCACGGGCUUACACGUCCACCGGAGCAGUGCCCACAGUGCUGGUGUUGGCUCCAUCUUUGACAGAGUCCUGACUGAGCUGGUCUCCAAAAUGAAAGACAUGCAGAUGGACAAGUCGGAGCUGGGGUGCCUGCGAGCCAUCGUGCUGUUUAACCCAGAUGCCAAGGGGCUGUCCAACCCCUCGGAGGUGGAGACUCUGCGGGAGAAGGUUUAUGCUACCCUCGAGGCCUACACAAAGCAGAAGUAUCCGGAACAACCUGGCAGGUUCGCCAAGCUGCUGCUGCGCCUCCCAGCCCUGCGCUCUAUCGGCUUGAAAUGCCUGGAGCACCUGUUCUUCUUCAAGCUCAUCGGGGACACGCCCAUCGACACCUUCCUCAUGGAGAUGCUAGAGACCCCGCUGCAGAUCACCUGAACGCCCCCAGCCGCAGCCCGCCCCCCACCAGGACCACCCCUGGGCCGAUGUGUGUGGACCCCCACCCUGCACACGUUCCCCCGCCUCCCACCCUGACCCCUUCCUGUUCCACAAAUGUGAUGCUUACAAUAAAGAAACCUUUCUACAUGUGCGACUUUUAUAGGUGGAGUUUUGUACAGAUGUUAAAGGAAGCCCUCCUUUGCCAUCUGAGGGGCUGGGGAUCUUUCUGGAAGCUCUUGGAAAAAGGAACCAAGCCUCUGUACAUAUAACUGGUUUAAAUUAUUUUUUCACUUGCCAUGGAAAGCAAACGAGCGAAUAAUAAAAUAAUAUAUAUGAUGUUGGCA
This is a messenger RNA of Zalophus californianus (California sea lion), 2040 nucleotides long. RefSeq names its product retinoid X receptor gamma (gene RXRG). The transcript has 10 exons. NCBI's taxonomy places the organism in Eukaryota, Metazoa, Chordata, Mammalia, Carnivora, Otariidae. Gene Ontology annotation, cellular component: nucleus; RNA polymerase II transcription regulator complex. The coding region runs from base 305 to 1696 and encodes 463 amino acids. Gene Ontology annotation, biological process: cell differentiation; anatomical structure development; positive regulation of transcription by RNA polymerase II. The record is from RefSeq and is a predicted model, not a curated record. Gene Ontology annotation, molecular function: retinoic acid-responsive element binding; nuclear receptor activity; nuclear steroid receptor activity.